GGGCUUGGUACAGAGAGUGGCGAGAGGUCUUGCUGGCAAAGGGCUGGUGUGACGCUUUGCUUUGAGUGUCAGAGGGAAGGCUGCUGAAACUGCUCAUACAGGAGCUGCUGAACACUUGGAGGUCGGCCACGGUCACCUACACAGGAUUCAGAGCAAGACGACCAACUCAGGGAAAACAAAAACAACGGGAAGAAGACGAAGAAGAAGAAGAAGAAGAAGAAGAAGAAGAAGAAGAAGUCAGGACUGAGAGGGAGCAGGAGCCUGGUGCUGAGGCUGAGAAGAAGGCUGUGAAGCUGUCUGGGUGUGAGUGAACACCCUCUAGUGGAGCUGCUGACAAGCUGUCCUGCAGAGCUUCUGUCUGUUUCUCACCAUCAGCAUUUCCAGAGGUCUAUGGUCCAGCGUUGAGCAGAGACCAUGUGGUGUUUGGAGCUGCUCUUACCACUGCUGUUGAUCAUCAAUGAUGCCAGCUGCCAGUGGAAUGUUUGGGUACCUCGGGACAUCUCAGCCAUGACAAACUCCUGUGUGGUCAUCCCGUGCACCUUUAUGUAUCCGUCUGGUAUCAGGCCGUACCGUGGCAUUCACGGUAUCUGGUACUUUGGCCAGCCGUACCCUCAACUCUUCCCUCCUGUGGUCUUCAAAACACGCACAGACAUUGUGCACGAAAGCUACAAAGGCCGCACCAAACUGCUGGGUGACCUGCACCAGAGGAACUGCACUCUGCUCAUCAACAACAUCGGCACAGAGCACUCAGGGAGAUACUACUUUCGUGCUGACCUUGGUGGAGCCAACAUGUAUACAUUCCCAGACUAUGCUGAGCUCAAAGUUUUGGAUCAACCCAGCAUUGAUGUCCCAGAGGAGAUUGUCAGCGAUGAGAAUCUGGAACUGACAUGCUACGCUCCAGACAACUGCCCCGACAUGGCUCCAGAGAUCCAGUGGAUGUACACCGACUACCUGCCCGACCCAGAAUUCAGCUCUGACUACCUGGAGGAGAGUAACACAGCGGUACUCUCCAGCACCCUCACCUUUACACCCAGACCCAUGCACAAUGGGCAGCUCCUGGGCUGCAGGGUCUACUACCCCAACACCACUCUGGUCUAUGAGAGGCUCAUCUCUUUAGAUGUUAAGUAUGCUCCACGGUCUGUUUGGGUGAACGUGUCCUCAGAGGUGAUGGAGGGCAGUUCAGUGAUGCUGCAUUGCGAGGUGGACAGUAACCCUCCUUCCAGGAUCUCCUGGAUGUUUGGAGACGAUGAGCUUCUGUGGGACACGGCAUCCAACAUCUCCCUCUCACUCGACGAUGUGACAUCUGCGCAAGAGGGAAUCUACACCUGCGUCGGAGACAAUGGCUACGGCAUCAUGAACACUUCACUGUACCUGGCUGUCAAAUACCCUCCUCGAGAGCCUGUGGUAAAUGAGUCUAUGACCGUACAAGAGGGAACCUCACUGGCCCUGCACUGUAGCACCCAGGGCAGCCCGGCUCCAACCCUCACCUGGCUGAAGGACGGGGAGCUGGUGGGCACCAUCACCGCCGACGAGCUGUCAGUGUUGGAGAUUGUCGAGAUCACACCGCAGGGAGACGGGCAGUAUCGCUGCCUGGCUGAGAAUGAGCAUGGAAGAGCCAGCAGCUCCCUAAACAUCACUGUGGAGUAUGCCCCAGUCCUUCUGGAGGAGUCAAAGUGCACGGUGGUGAGGGAGGGCGUCCAGUGUGUCUGCAUGGCCACAGGAAACCCUGAACCCACCAUCGAGUUCUACCUGCCCGACCUGAACAUCACCAUCAAUGAAACAGACAACCGCUACAACUUCUACACGCACACAGACGGACACACCUCCACGGGUAUGAUUAAGAUGCGGGAGAAAGGUGAGCGCGUCGACAACGGCCCUGCAGUCAACGUCCACUGCAGCAUCUCCAACAUGUAUGGAAGAGAGAGCGUACACCUGGAGCUGCAGCAGGAGAAAAAGUACAUGAUGGCAGUUAUAGUUGGCACCAUUGGAGGAGUGGCGGUCAUAGCCUUCAUCAUUGCAGCAGUGAGAUACGUUGGCCACAACAACAAGAAAGAGAAUGGCAACCCUAGGCAGGACGUGGUCCUGGAGAACCCAGCUUUGUACUACAGCGCAGUCAAGAAGGACAAACAAAAUCUGAGGAAGAAAGUGCUUAAGACAGAGCUGUUGGGCUCAAAGUUUAACUCCAUUCUAGAGGAGACUACGGGAGAAGACGGGGAUUAUCAACCUGUGGGCUCUAUGGCAGGACUGGAGAGGCAAGAGCUGAAUUACGCUGCUCUGGAGUUUAUCGGGGCCAGGUCCAGGGAGGGGGCCUCAGGGAGGGGGGAUGACGGCAGCAACUACACGGAAAUCAAAGCCAAAUGAAUCGCGAUCCUUCCCUGAUCCCUCGGCUAUGCGAGACGCAGUGGCAACCCCACAUAUUCUGCCCCAUAAACUGUGUAAUAACCCCCUUUCCUCUACUGGAUUUCACCCUGCAUAUGAUGACUCCUCUUCUCUCACUUCCUCAGAUUUGUCAUAUACAGUAUAAUGUACCACUCGAUGCCAGUACUCCCCCCUCAUGCUGCCCCUCCUCCAUGGGACGCCCCUUCACAGCCAUCAUUUGGAAAAACUAGUACUUUUUGGGUCAGAGCAUGACCCACUGGACAAUGUAAAGGAAAUUAUUUAAAUUUCUAGACUCAUUUGUGCAGUGUUAACCAGCGACCAUGUUUUUGUUGCUUCCAUUGUGGUUGUUCAUGUUGUUGUCAAACAGGCAUCUGAGUGCUCGCAUUCAUCAUACUAUUUGCUCUACAUCUGUCUCUUAACUGUCACUGUGUCUGCUGCCAGUCGAAGCAUCAGGGCAAGGAGUAACUGCGCUUUUUGUUCUCUUAUAUGUAUGUGUGUCUAUCAACUGAGAGCAAAACUCUCCUCUCUUUCCUUUGGUUAAUUACAUCCCAAGACGAUAACCGACUGAGACCGAGAGAUGGAAACACAUCUCAGCAACUUGUUUCUACAUAAUUGUAUUUAAUGUGUGCUGUGACACGGUAGGCUCUCAUAAUAAAUGAAAAAAAGAAAAGUCAUCAUCACUUUUGAUAAUAACUGAAGAGGUUUUGUAAAUUCAAGUGGUACACUGUCCAGUUCUGAAAAAUGUCACAGCUUCUUCCCAGCAUUUUUCCAGUUAACUGUAGAAUGUGUUGAGAUUUUUGGGAAUUUCUUGCACUGUGGCCAAGGCAAAAUGUCUGUCUCAUCUUAUACUUCUUCUCCUUUAAGAAUGGUUUCUAGCUCUCUGAUUGAUCCGGAAAAUACAGACCUAAAGCACAACAUAUUUGCGUGCGAGUGGCCAAAGUGUUAUCUCUUUUAGACAAUGUGUGUGUGUAUGCGUGCGUGUGUUCAAAUCGUGCUGAAAGAUCAUAGGACACUGAUCACUGGGGUAUAUGGGAAGUUCGGGCAUCACUUCACAUGAGAAGUUGAUGCUUUAUUCUCACAGGGUUGCAUCAGAUGUUUGAAUGACAAGAAGUGAUGCUGACUAGCCAGUUGGUUGUGCUAUUCAAAGACAUUUGAUCAACCUGUGAGGUAAUAUCAAAGCGCACUAAUAGUCUAACUUGAUAAUGAUGGUGUCAAUAAUAUAUAUUAAUAAGAUGUAUAUUGAAAGGGAAAGGGAUGCCAGUAUGUACAGUAAAUACCCUGCAUGACUGUUUUAUCAGCAGGUAUUAAAUUGUGGAUAAAAGCCAGUGUGGGAAGUAAAAACAGUCUUGUCACACAUCAUUCAAACAUUUUUGACUGAACACUGUCUUAAUAUGAGCUUAGUGAAUAGUACCAGCCUCUAACUACUGUAGUGUGCACUGUUUGACUACAAAUCAGAGGCUAUGUUUACGUGCACGGAGUAACCUUGUUAUUGACUUUGCCUGCAGUUGAUUUAAAGUAUAAACCUGCUGUGUUAAUUGAUCUUCUAUCAAUCACUGAAUGGCAACUCCAGCAGUUUGUUCACGUCCAUUAAAUUGGGUGACUCUCAAGGGACAUAUUUAAAAAAGAAUGGUCAAAAUCAAAGCAGCAGAGGCCAAGUUGUCCUAACCUUUAGUCAAUUUGCAAACCUACUGGAUCCUACAUUACCCACAAUGCAACCAAUAGCAUAUUUUUGUUGGACCCUCCUUGCCUGGUAAGCACCCAUAUCUGUCAAACUCUGUCUUGCAGUCUCCGAGCUCUCCAAGGUUGCGAUAACCCUGAUGAUGUCUCAGAUCUUACAAAGCAUGUUGUAAGAGGACAUUAUACAACUGGUUUCACAGUCUACUGCCCAUGAUAAUUACCUGACCUUUAUGCCACUAAGUCAGUGUAGUUCCCCUUUUAGAACCUCAACCCACUUAUGAAGCCACUAAUGUGCUUCUUCCACUUCUCUCCACUUUGCAUCACAUCUCUCCAGUCAUACACCUUCGUUUCUCUCAGAUGUGCUUAAAAAUAACCCUGAAACACUGCAUCCUUAACUGACUUAUUUUAAAAAGACAACAAGAAUUGAUUGAUUCUCAUUAUUAACAGGUCAGUAAUCACUGUCCUUCAAUUAAAUAUGUAGUGAAAAUGCAAAUUAAUAUUGAUGGUGAGUUGUAUGUUGGAUUGUUUUAACAAUGUAAGUCAUGUUAAGCAAUUUUGUUGUCUAAAUGAAUCAUUUAAAACAAUUACAUUUGACUUUCCAAAAUCAGUGUGUUGAACAUCAAAUGUGCAACUUGUGUUCUUCUCCUAAACAGACUUUGCUUCACUGAUGUACUGAUGUUGACAGAAGUCUCAAGUGGAAAGUAAAAUCUAGCUAGAGAUCUCUUCUGAAGCUUGAAAUUACUUUUGAUUCACAUGCUCUGGCCUUAAAGGCUUUAUAAAUGUAUGUUAUAAAACAAUGCCGUGCUCUGGCAGUCUCAUUUAAAAUGAUGGAUUAGGUUCAUCAAGCCAGCAGCAUGUCUCUUUGUUCCUAAUUGGUUUCACAAUCAGUAGGAUUACAAAAUACAGAACAGGCUUCUGACUGCUAACUGCUAACUCUAUAUAUGGGUAGAUUGUUCAGCAGUGGCAAUAUGAAAACAACAAAAUUACACUAUGAGGAGUACUUCUGUUUGAGCUGUUCACAUUAACCCAAAUAAAUCCCUCUCUGCCAAAACCCCAGUUGAAUAAAGCAUGUUGAUAAGGGUUCAGGUUGCUUCUGACAUAAGAACAAUGAUACAGAUCAUACAUAGGAUGAUUUUCUGAGACCAAAACAUACCCAUUAUGCUGUGCUGUGCAGGUCUGAGUGGGUAAACUGCAUUUAAAAGAUCUUGCUGACCAGUGGAGGUUUAACAAAGUCAUACACUGAUCUAUUCUUUUAUUUGCAUCUGAGUGAAGGCAUUACUAUCUCUAUUUCAGUCGUCACAUAACAGUUGAGUUGCCUCAUGUUUUCUACUCUUAAACUUCUUUUUGCCUUUUAAUUGGCACAACAUUUUCAUAAAGAAUACCUUAGUCUUAUUCUGCCUCUCGUCAUGUUAAACAUGUAGAGUGUAGACAAAUAAGCUUCACUUACUUUGUGUUUAAUAUAAAAAUAUAAAAAUAUAAGCAGGUCUACAAAAUGUAUUGGUACCUAAUACAAAAAGCUUAGUACUGGGGGGUUUUGAGUGUUGUUUACACACCUUAAAACAGGUCAAAAAUGUAGUUCUCUGUGCAUGUAAACCAGAUAUUCUUACUCACAUUAUCCUCUUAUUAGGACACUGUUCUGUCAAUUUCAUGAUGGGAGGGUUCAAGAUAUGCUGGCUAGCAUUCUUAAAUUUCCUGUAUGCACAAAGUCAAUAACCAGUUCCUGUCUUUGAACGCCUCAUGGGGAUUUUUUAUUUUUUAUUUAAUUUCUUUUCAAAGUGGAAAUAUCAAAUAUGUCUUACCUAAUCUUUUGUCAUAGUGUGUUGUAAAGCAAAUUUGUAUGUUCUAUACUUUGUGGUGAUCAUAAUUAUUAUUUGUUUUCUACAUGAUUGACACAGUAAUUCAGAUCAGGGUUUUGCAAUCUCUCUGCAAAUUAGCACUGUUACUUAAUGAAAGUAGGAUUUCUGCAAUGAUGUAGUUUGCUUGCUCUUUUAUUUUCUUUCAUGCCUCAAGCAAAUUCAUCUGUCUUCAGUUCCACGCAAACAUAAAUAAAAUAAAAGCAACA
Messenger RNA from Morone saxatilis (striped sea-bass), 6118 nucleotides. RefSeq names its product myelin-associated glycoprotein-like. The record is from RefSeq and is a predicted model, not a curated record. The coding region runs from base 415 to 2361 and encodes 648 amino acids. NCBI's taxonomy places the organism in Eukaryota, Metazoa, Chordata, Actinopteri, Moronidae. The transcript is spliced from 13 exons.